This is a messenger RNA of Myxocyprinus asiaticus (Chinese sucker), 4696 nucleotides long. Its product is annotated as centromere protein N-B-like. Gene Ontology annotation, biological process: CENP-A containing chromatin assembly; chromosome segregation. Bases 140 to 1177 code for a protein of 345 amino acids. Lineage: Eukaryota; Metazoa; Chordata; Actinopteri; Cypriniformes; Catostomidae. The transcript is spliced from 11 exons. The record is from RefSeq and is a predicted model, not a curated record.
GGUUGACUCACUGCGUGAGCGGAAGUUCCGGAUUAGCCGUCUGUUUGAUUUCUGGCGGUUUGUUUCGAUCGUUUAAUACAUGAACGAUACGACAAUUAAUUUAUAUUAACUUUUAACUAAGAAUCUGUUCGUCCAAACAAUGAACGAACAAGCUAAAAAUGUUUUACAACGGAUAAUGCGGAAAAUACCAAGCAAAAAAACAGAAAAUCUUCUGAAAACCUGGAAUUGUUUAUCAGCUGAUCAGAUGCGCGCUCUGGAUUACACGAGACCCAAAUGGAUGAUGAUAGAACACGUCACCAGUUUCUGUGAGGAGAAUGGACUAAGCCUGAAGCAUGUCACUAAUUUGGAAAUGAUCUAUCAUAUAGAAACCCCUGAUCAAGGAACCUGGCACGCAUGUCAGCUUACUGAGGUACAGGAUGAUGCACUUCAUGUGGAGCUGACACAGUUUAAAGAGCAAUUUAAAGCACACUUACACGGGGUCGUCCGACAUAUUUCCAUUAAGAUAAAGAAACACGAGGAUGAGGCUUUGUGGAUUCGGAUUGCCUGGGGAGACAAUUUCAGCAAACCCAACCACCUCAAGCCAACUUAUGUUGUGCACCAUCUGCACACCUCCUAUGUGUUCUUCUCAAACCUCAUGGCUAAACACAAGACGUUUCUAUAUCAGGCGCUAGUAGUGGCCACUAAACACGGCUUCAUGAAGGAUGCCCACCUUAGCACCAGGAGUCUCACUGCAAUGAGGAACCUGCUUCUGAGACGAUAUCAGCAGGUUUUUCCAAAUACUCACUCAAGAAUCCUGCAGGAAAGAAAUGCUCUUCCAUCCCAUCCAUGUAUAGAAAAGGAACAUGCUGAGCAUGAAAAGAUAAGACAUCAGAUGGCCUGUGAGGCAUUUGGAGACGGACCACUGCCAAAACUCGAGACAGCAGUGUAUAGGCUUGAGACGAGGUACAGAGGAAAUGGCAACAACACCUUCAGUGAGCGAGAGGAGUUCUUCAGAGGGGUGGUCAAGUUCUCAAGCAGCAGUCUGCUAGAGUCCUUGCGCAACUGUGUUGCUUCAGGCAUGGCGGAAGGCCCAGUCACUCCCCUGCUGUCUGCCAUUACCCAGAGAGGAAGGAAUUAUUUUGUUAUCACAGACAAAGGCCCUGCUGUUGCCAGCCAAGCAUCAGCGCAAAAAGCCUGAUGACAACAGAGGCUGUGGACACAGAUGUUAACUUCAGUGGUGACGUGAUUGCAUAAAAAUAUACUGUGCAACCUGCCUCCUCCAAAGUUGAAAACAUUACAGCAUCCAUGUGUAUUGUCUUAUGUCUGAUGCCACUGUAUUCAUUGUGAUUACUGCAUCAGUAGUACAAGAGAACAUUUUUACAUUUUAAUCUCAUUAAUACAGCAUGCAUUUCAUUUUUAGCCUCUCAGUUUAACAUGAUUUUAAAUAAAGGUUUUGAUAAAAUAUAUACAUAUAUAUAUAUAUACAGUUGUGCUUAAAAGUUUGCAUACCCUUGGAGAAUUGGUAAUAUAUGUACCAUUUUUAAAGAAAACAUGAAUGAGCAGGCAAAACACAUUUCUUUUAUUUCUUAUGGGAUUCAUAUUCAACUGUAGGUUAUAACAGAAUGGCACAAUCAUAAAACAAAACAUGGCAACAAUGAAAAAAAUGAAAUGACCCCUGUUCAAAAGUCUGCAUACGUUCUUAAUACUGUGUAUUGCCCCCUUUAGCAUCAAUGACAGCGUGCAGUCUUUUGUAAUAGUUGUCUAUGAGGCCCCAAAUUCUUGCAGGUGGUAUAGCUGCCCAUUCGUCUUGGCAAAAUGCCUCCAGGUCAUGCAAAUUCUUUGGUCGACUUGCAUGAACUGCACGUUUGAGAUCUCCCCAGAGUGGCUCGAUGAUAUUAAGGUCAGGAGACUGUGAUGGCCACUCCAGAACCUUCACCUUUUUCUGCUGUAACCACUGGAGGGUCAACUUGGCCUUGUGCUUAGGGUCAUUGUUGUGCUGGAAAGUCCAAGAGCGUCCCAUACGCAGCUUUCGUGCAGAAGAAUGCAAAUUGUCUGCCAGUAUUUUCUGAUAACAUGCUGCAUUCAUCUUGCCAUCAGUUUUCACAAGAUUACCCGUGCCUUAAGAGCUCACACACCCCCAAAACAUCAGUAAGCCACCACCAUGCUUCACAGUGGGGAUGGUAUUCUUUUCACUAUAGGCCUUGUUGACCCCUCUCCAAACAAAGCGCUUAUGGUUGUGACCAUAAAGCUCUAUUUUGGUCUCGUCACUCCAAAUUACAGUGUGCCAGAAGCUGUGAGGCAUGUCAAGGUGUUGUUGGGCAUAUUGUAACCGGGCUUUUUUGUGGCAUUGGCGCAGUAAAAGCUUCUUUCUGGCAACUCGACCAUGCAGCUCAUUUUUGUUCAAAUAUCGUCAUAUUGUGCUCCUUGAAACAACCGUCUUUUUCCAGAGCAGCCUGUAUUUCUCCUGAGGUUACCUGUGGGUUUUUCUUUGUAUCCCGAACAAUUCUUCUGGCAGUCGUGGCUGAAAUCUUGGUCUACCUGACCUUGGCUUGGUAUCAAGAGAUCCCCGAAUUUUCCACUUCUUAAUAAGUGAUUGAACAGUACUGACUGGCAUUUUCAAGGCUUUGGAUAUAUUUUUAUAUCCUUUUCCAUCUUUAUAAAGUUCCAUUACCUUGUUACGCAGGUCUUUUGACAGUUCUUUUCUGCUUCCCAUGGCUCAGUAUCUAGCCUGCUCAGUGCAUCCACGUGAGAGCUAACAAACUCAUUGACUAUUUAUACACAGACACUAAUUGCAAUUUAAAAAACCACAGGUGUGGGAAAUUAAUCUUUAAUUGCCAUUUAAACCUGUGUGUGUCACCUUGUGUGUCUGUUACAAGGCCAAAUAAAAGACAUGCAUGAUCAGUCAUAUUUUCAAAAUCAAUGGCAAAAUUUCACAAUUUCUGCCAGGGUAUGCAAACUUUUGAGCACAACUGUGUGUAAUAUAUAUAUAUAUAUAUAUAUAUAUAUAUAUAUACACACACAUACUGUAUAUUCCCACAUUAAUAUUUUCAAGAGUACUGUUUAACUAAUGGACAGUGCUGGGUAGCAAUUAUCUAAUCAGGUUACAAAAAUAUAGUACUUGUAAUUGGACUACAUUAUUCUACAUAUAAUGUGUGCAAUCAGAUUAGUUACAUUUUUAUAGGUUACAUGAUUACAUGCUUGAUUACACAGACUAGUGUUUAAUUUACUAAUUAUGCUCCUAAAAUUUAAAAGAGUGGUCUGAGCCAGAGCCUGAAAUAUGUGCGACAGGCUUUUACAAAAAUGAUAUCCAUUGAAUAGUGACUCCACAUCCAAUUUUGAAAAGCAUUAGGAGGUUCUGUAAGUUUUCUUUGUUUGUAUAUCUGUAAAUAUGUUAUCAAAAUAUAAAGUAUUUCAAUAAUUAUUUAAUAUUCAUUUAUAUCAUAUGUAUCAUAUAGCUUGUGUGCAUGUGGCCACCGAAAUUGAUGCACUGAGUUGAAAGCGCUUAAAACAAUACACAAAUACACACGGCAUUUGGUUUCUGUUUUAAAUUAAGUUUCUAAAUAAAUGUCAAACUGUGUGUUUUUACACCCUGUAGGAAAAUAAUGUAUUUCAGCUUGUCCACCUGUCCAUAAUUUAGACACUCUUCUUUAAAAACACAUAUUGCAAACAAACAUUUUAGAGGCACCGGUCACAUGCAACUUUGUUUUUUCAUACCAUUCAAAUGCUCUUUGGCCCAUGCUUCAUGGUGGCAAAAAAGCGCCUGUCUUAGGUUAAGGCCACACCACAUGAAUAAUCAUGAGGUACAAAUUGUACAUCUUUAGAGACAUUUUUACAUCAUAUCUAGAGACAUUCUUUCACUUGAUUUCAAAGCUGGAUUAUAAAACAUCCAAUCCCUAUUCCUAAUUUCUUAAAUAACAAUUCUUUAAAAAAAAUUAAAUUAAAUAAAUACAAGCAUGUUCUCCUAUAUUAAGUAACAUUCAUUUUUAUGACCCUUUAAGCACCUUUUUUACUCAGCUACUCAGUCCAUUUGAUGUUAUGUUUACCUAUUUUUAAUGAGAGGACUGUUAAUUGGUAACACUGUGUAACAAAUGUAUUUAUUUUUUGGUUCCUGGGUAGUAAGUGUUAUUUCCUAAUUGCUUAUGCCUCAAAGGUAUAGAAAAUGGCUAUUAUUCCCCACAAACUUUGCUUUUGUGAUCAGGACAGUGAUAUUUUGAAAUGUACCUAUUUUCCAGAACAUUCCAGAUAGAUUCAGUGCUGAGUAAACUUGGAGUAACAUCUAGAACAUUCCAGUAAUAUAAAUACAGGGGCUUUAAGCCCACCAGUUCAGUUUAGUUCCAGCUGCCUAAGUGGAUACAUAUCUGCAUUUUUCUGAGAUGGCAUCAAGAGGCUGCAAGCAUCCGGCAGAUGUAUUUUGCUAUGUCUGCGGACAAUUUAUCAAGACAAGAGCGAAAAAAGUACUUUUUUUUUUUUUUUUUUUUUUUUUUUUUUUAAGAAAAAAGUAAUUUCGGCAUGCCUGUUGGGGAUCAAGACAAACCCUGAGCACCUCAUUUCACCUGCGAGCACUGCAAAAAAACUCUGGAAGGAUGGUACAGAGGGGAAAAGAGCCAUGAAGUUCGCUAUCCCAAGAAUUUGGCAGGAACCCACUGACCACUCAAGCAACUUCUGCAUGGUGGACCCUUCCAGACAUCAGACUGGCAAGAAUGCACCUGCUAUCACG